Molecule: messenger RNA, 1539 nt
Organism: Heteronotia binoei (common prickly gecko)
Lineage: Eukaryota; Metazoa; Chordata; Lepidosauria; Squamata; Gekkonidae
Gene: RPL34
Product: ribosomal protein L34
Exons: 4
Coding region: 1148-1501 (117 amino acids)
Biological process (GO): translation
Cellular component (GO): ribosome
Molecular function (GO): structural constituent of ribosome
Source: RefSeq, a predicted model, not a curated record
AGGGUUUCUUCCUCAGUCUCGCGGGUGAAGUGGGUUUGAAUCCGUUGCCAUCCGUGGCAUUGAGGAAUUGUGAGAGCGUGAGGGUGAGUUGCGUGAUGGGUCGGGCUCCCAGAGGGCGACUGUGGGGGGUAUAUAGUAGGAGAGCAAACCGGCGGCUCCUCGGAGAGGCUUAUCCGGCUGGAGCCGAGGGUGGGGGGAAGGCCUCGAGAACAGAGCGGCUUUCAAGAGGCACGUGUAGCUCCCGUCGAAUAUGUUUUUCUUUCUGAUUCUUAAGCGCCGGUAUUUGAAGAGACGGGAUCUGGAGGCAGAAGAAUCGUAUAUUCAAAUAGUACGAAGUAUACUUCUCUGUGUUUUAUGUCCCACUUCAUUCUGAGGAAUGGAGAAAAAGCCGAAGAUUCUUUUAUUGCAGGGUGGAUAUUUGCUUCGUUUCUUGCUGUUUAUUUUGUUAUUAGUUAGGACAUAAUUUGGCCUUGUGAAGGUAACCUUUGGGUGUUGCAGUCGUUGGCGUGUUUGGAGGUAGAUCGAAGUGAAUAAAAAGGGACUUGCUACUGGGAAGCAGUAGCCACCUGCUUGUGGUUUCUCAGAGAGACAGGGUUAUCUACAGCACUAACUCAGAACCAGAAAAGCUUUUAUUCAAAUUCCAGUUCAACCAUGAGGUUAUUGUCUUUCCUGGAUACAUGUGAUAGCGAAGUCUUGUUAAAGCAAGCACUUGCCUGUUGAAAUGACUUUUGGAGAGAAUAGCAAAGCUAAUGUUGAACAAAUACGUCUUAAAUUGUGUGGGGGAUGUAAACCACAUUGUCUCAAAAGGAAUGAAGACUUGUGUGUUUUGCAAUACAGGCAGAGGUGCUAGCUUUUGUUACUGAUGCUUCAGAAUCUGUUAAACCAAAUAAAGAGAACCAGUACAGUUUUCUGGCUACAGACUGGGAAGAUUGAAAUCAGGUCACUUCAUGGGCCAGUCACACUUUCUCUUAGCCUAGUUUAAUUUACAGAAUUGCCAUCUAGAUAAAGAUGAGUGGAGAGAUUGUGUGUACUACUUUCAGCUCUUGAGAAGAUUUCAAAAAAGACUUGCAGUUUUUAUAUGUGCCUAUGCUCUUGUAUUCUAAAGUUCCCUUUUAACAUUACUUUUGUUUUCUUUUAGAACUGAAACAUGGUCCAACGCUUAACGUACCGCCGUAGGCUGUCCUACAACACAGCCUCUAACAAGACUAGACUAUCUCGAACACCAGGUAACAGGAUUGUUUACCUCUAUACCAAGAAGGUCGGCAAAGCACCGAAAUCAGCAUGUGGUGUGUGCCCAGGAAGACUUCGAGGUGUUCGUGCUGUUCGUCCAAAAGUUCUUAUGAGACUGUCCAAAACAAAGAAGCACGUUAGCAGAGCCUAUGGUGGUUCCAUGUGUGCUAAAUGCGUUCGUGACAGAAUCAAACGGGCAUUCCUUAUUGAGGAACAGAAGAUUGUUGUCAAGGUGUUGAAGGCGCAAGCACAGAGUCAGAAAUCAAAGUGAAUAUUUGUGUUUGCCUAAUAAAUGAAAAGUGAACUUCC